Coprinopsis cinerea okayama7#130 is the source of this 1839-nucleotide messenger RNA. RefSeq lists its product as hypothetical. Bases 1 to 1839 code for a protein of 612 amino acids. The record is from RefSeq and is a predicted model, not a curated record. Lineage: Eukaryota; Fungi; Basidiomycota; Agaricomycetes; Agaricales; Psathyrellaceae. The transcript is spliced from 3 exons.
AUGAGCAUUCUCGAUGACCUGAGCGUUGACGAGCUCAGAUGGCUAGAAGCCAGUGAAAUCCUCGAGUUCCCGACUUCGCCGGUCGAGGCCUUUCAGUUCAACGACAGCGUCGUUCCCCGUUUCUCCCACAGUCUCGAAGACCGUAGUUGGUCCGAGGACAGUGCAAUACAAGGACAGCCCAUGCGUUCCUCUAGGAAAGUCGAGAGAAUCCGUCACCUUCCGUCAACUUCGAAUGCUUCGUCUCAAGGAUCUAGCCCUGCCCAUACACCUACGUCUUCUGGAGCGAUUUCUUCCCCAUGGCCAUCGUCGCUUCCAACGCCACCUUCGACCCCGAUCCGAGUCACUUCCACUCGGAACAGUGGUAAUUCUAAAGACAAGCGUCAAGACUCCCCUUCCGAGUGGCUUUAUCGUCGUCCAAGGAAUACUAUCACCCCUGCGCCGUCCGCUCUCGCAUCUUCCCUUACGCUCCAUCAGUUACCCUCGAGCAGGUCCUUGACACCCGCCCAAACGUCAUCUGUAGCAAGCUUCAGCCUGAACCGUCCAACGGCCGAUCCCUUCUGUGACGAUCAAGACAGGAAGUCAUUGAAAUCAUUCGAUUCCAGGGACUCCCGCUCGACCAGAGGUCCGUUUUGGUCCACGGUGCUCCGUCCUCGUUCUCGAUCAAUGCGGUCGAUCCCACUAUUGAAGACAAUCCCUUCGCAAUUAGAAGUCACUCUAUACCCUCCAGAACUCAACGAGAAUGGCGCUUCCCAAGAUGUCGAUUCAUCGAACUCCUCCUCAUCUGUCGUCAAGGGUGGUGGUAGUGGUAUCGGCGAAGGAGUUAGAACGAGGGCACCGUCGAUCGCGUCGACCCUUUCAAGCACUUCUUCGCAAUCCUCGUCUCGUCCAACAACGCCAGUGACGCCCUUUGAUUCAGUAUGUGGAAUCAACAAACCAGGACAUCCACACAGAUUCGGCCACCAUCGUCGCCAUGCCUCCAACCCUGUUCUGCCCCCAAAAGGACUCAACAGCGCUCCCCUGUCCUCCUCCUACCCAAACAAAUCGAUUCUAACCAGGACCUCGUCCAUUUCCACCAAAGAUUCGGUUACCACCGCCAAUAAGUCUGUCAAGUUCGUUGAAGUUCCAACCGUGCAUUAUGCCAGCGCUGGAUACUGGGAUGUCGCUUCGGUGGAAAGAAUGGAAGUCGACAGUCCACCCCACGUGGAUGAUAUGGGGAUGGAUCUCGACAUUAUGGACAUUGACAGUUGCAGGUCUCGAUACCGCAACUCUCGCGCCCCGUAUCGUCGCGAAAGGACGGGUCCAUAUGCAGGCAGGGGUGCCGUCUCUCGCAUGACCGACUUCAUCGACGAACUUCCUGAUUGCGAAACACAAGAUCCAGAGCCAGACUUUGCUCAGAGCGGCGCUCUGAAACGAUUAAUGACCUUCAAGAGAUCUUCGAGGGCGUCACGAGGGCGGAAGCAUGCCUCUGCCUAUGCGCAGCUGUCAACUUCACUCCCUCCAACCCCUUCCAUACCCCGACCUGUCAUUUCCGGGCCCUAUGCUCUCGGCUCUCAUCCAGUAUCCUCGUCACCCGCUCAUUCCACCACGUCGUUGCGCAGCAAUAUGUCCAGAUCCAGCAAAGCGUCCAAGUCCUUCCUCAGCUUCUCGUCGGUCACCCCUACUUCGGGGAUCACCAACUCGUACGGUACUGGCGUCUCGUCGCUUGAGAACUACAGAAGUGCCAGGAACCCAGCAACACGGAGCGUACGCAGCUUAGGUAGUGUCAAAAGCAGCUCUUCCACGGCUUCGGGAUUGAAAUCCUGGUUGUCUCGCAUUGCUGCUGGCAGGGCUGCGAAUUGA